Molecule: messenger RNA, 3659 nt
Organism: Juglans regia (Persian walnut)
Lineage: Eukaryota; Viridiplantae; Streptophyta; Magnoliopsida; Fagales; Juglandaceae
Product: serine/threonine-protein phosphatase 4 regulatory subunit 3-like
Exons: 19
Coding region: 397-3015 (872 amino acids)
Biological process (GO): protein dephosphorylation
Cellular component (GO): protein phosphatase 4 complex; nucleoplasm
Molecular function (GO): protein phosphatase activator activity
Source: RefSeq, a predicted model, not a curated record
GAAACAUAUUAGUAGAUGAUAGGAAACUUUUUCUUGAUAAACUCGGUUUGAGGUGGGCAAUGAAUCUCGAAUCAAGUUUUGGCAUGACCUAUGGUGUGGUGAUAAUGCCUUCAAGGAAGCUUUUCCAGGAGUUUAUGGACUUGCGAGGUCGCAGGAAGCCUCAGUUGCUGAUCUUUUAGCGCUGUCCGGUGGUGUUCCUCAAUGGAAUGUCACUUUCUUUAGAGCUGCACAAGAUUGGGAAGUUGAGGCAUUCACUAACUUCUACAACCUUGUUUAUUCUACUAGAGUGAGGAUGGGAGAGGCAGAUAGGAUCAUUUGGAGUCCGUUGAAGAAAGGGAAGUUUUCUAUUUGUUCAUUCAAUCAGUCUCUUAUAAUGAACAACACCAUUUCAUUCCCAUGGAAGAGUAUUUAGAAGACAAAGGCACUUUGAAAGCAGCUUUCUUUGUAUGGACAGCUUGCUUGGGGAAGAUCCUCACAUUAGACAGCCUACGAAAACGCCGGAUCAUCAUAGUGGAGUGGUGUUGCAUGUGCAAAAAGAAUGGGGAGACCGUGGGUCAUUUACUCCUCCAUUGUGAGGUGGCCGUGACCUUUUGGAAUGAAUUCUUUGCUAUGAUGGGGGGUAGCGUGGGUGAUGCCAAGAAAGGCAGUUGGUUUUCUAGCAAGUUGGAGGGGCUUGCGUGGCGACUUGCAAAUCUCAGCCAUAUGGAAGAUGGUCUCUCCAUUUGCCUAUGGUGGUGUCUUUGGAGGGAGAGCAACGAUAGAAGCUUUGAAGAUCGCGAACAGUCCAUGACUGUGGUUGAGAGUGGCAUUGCUGAUCAGAUGCGGCUGACAGAGCUAAUUUUGAAUGAUCAAGAAUUUUUCCGAAAGCUGAUGGAUCUGUUUAUAGUCUGUGAAGACUUGGAAAACAUUGAUGGGCUUCACAUGAUAUACAAAAUAGUCAAAGGGAUUAUUUUGCUCAAUAGCCCUCAGAUCUUUGAGAAGAUAUUUGGUGAUGAAUUGAUCAUGGAGAUUAUUGGUUCAUUGGAGUAUGAUCCAGAGGUCCCUCAUAUCCAACACCAUCGUAGAUUUUUAAAAGAGCAUGUUGUCUACAAGGAGGCCAUACCAAUUAAAGAGCCUUUAGUUCUGUCAAAGAUACACCAAACAUACAGAAUUGGUUAUUUGAAGGAUGUUGUGUUGACUCGAAUAGUGGAUGAGGUGACGGUUGCAAAUCUCAAUUCGAUAAUUCAUGCAAACAAUGCCAUUGUUGUUUCUUUGUUAAAGGAUGAUAGUACCUUUAUUCAGGAAUUGUUUGCUAGGUUGAGAUCACCCUCCAUCUCUGCGGAAUCUAAGAAAAACUUGGUGUAUUUCUUGCAUGAGUUUUGUAGUUUAAGCAAGAGCCUGCAGAUGGUCCAGCAGCUCCGGCUAUUUAGGGAUCUCAUGAAUGAAGGCAUCUUUGACAUUGUCGCCGAUGCUUUGCAGAGUGAAGACAAAAAUCUUGUAUUAACUGGUGGAUGCAGGACAGAUAUCCUCAUUCUUUUCUUGAAUCAGGAUCCAAACCUUCUUCGUUCUUACGUUGUUCGGCAGGAAGGAGUUCUACUUCUGGGACUCUUGGUUAAAGGAAUGAUCACAGAUUUUGGGGAGGAUAUGAACUGCCAAUUUCUUGAAAUUCUUCGCAGUUUACUGGACUCAUACACAUUGUCUGGAGCACAGAGAGAUACUAUUGUUGAGAUUUUCUAUGAGAAGCAUUUGGGUCAACUAAUAGAUGUUAUAGUGGCAUCUUGUCCUUCAGAAGGUGUAGCUCAAUCAAGCAAUAAUUCUGUGGGAUCUGGUGAAAGAAUUGGAAAUCAAAUUGGCGCAAAGCCUGAAAUACUGUCAAACAUUUGUGAAUUACUAUGCUUUUGUGUUCUGCACCAUCCAUAUAGAAUAAAGUGUAAUUUUCUCCUUAAUAAUGCGGUAGAUAAAGUUUUGUUGGUUAUGCAAAGAAGGGAAAAAUACCUAGUUGUUGCUGCUGUUCGAUUUGUUCGCACUAUUCUUUCCCGCCAUGAUGAGCAUCUGAUAAAUCAUGUUGUCAAGAAUAACCUUCUGAAACCAAUUGUGGAUGCCUUUGUUGGUAAUGGUAGCCGUUACAAUCUGCUCAACUCGGCAGUUUUAGAACUUUUCGACUACAUUCGAAAGGAAAACCUUAAAUCAUUGCUUAAAUAUAUAGUUGAUACAUUUUGGAACCAGUUGGUCGAAUUUGAGUACUUGGCUUCCAUUCAUGCACUAAAAGUUAAAUACGAGCAGUCCCUGGAGAAUAGUGGAACAAAAGGCACUUGUAAUGUGUCAGACCCCAGAAAACGAGUUGAUGAGCGUGCUUUGGAGAAAGAAGAGGAAGAUUAUUUCAACGAGGACAGUGAUGAAGAAGAUACGGCAUCUGCAUCAAUAUCACAACCCCAAAAAGUACAGUCUCAACCUGUUUUAUCCAAUGGAGUUAGUCCAAGUUUCCCGCCCUUAAGUCCUAGAUCUGGUGGACUGGUUGAUUAUGAUGAUGACGAGGAUGAUGAAGACUACAGACCACCUCCAAGGAAGCAGCCAGAAACCCCUGAUGAAGAUGAAGGAACAAUGGAAUCUCUUAGGUUGAAGCGGAAACUGGCAUCCACAGACAACACGCCUGAGGUGUUGAAGAAGCAGCGGAUUGGAAAAAAUUCCAAGUCGAAAGAUAGUGUAUUUGCUGCUUUGUGCUCAACACUAAGCCAGGCAGUGUUACCUAGUAAGAAAACUGCUAGCACCAUGCACUUGAUGGCUCAUACAGCUGAUGGGACGACCCAAAGCUCUGGGGAAGAAAAUCAUGAGGAGAAAAAACCUGACACGGACAGAAGCAAUUCUGAUAACAGCACCACCUCAGAUGAUGAGAACCAUGGAGAGAAGGAAGCUGCUGCUUCUAAAAUAUGUUCUGAUCGAUUGCAUAUCGCUUCUGACAAUAGACAGUUAGGCGGAGAAGACUCUCCAUUAAUACCACCAAUAUCCUCACCAGAAAUGGCUGUAAGUGGAUCCUAAUUUAUUCGGGGUUGCAUUUUUGUUCUGUUUUCUUCUAUCGUGGAUGUGCUUGGUGGUGUGGGCUACCGAAGUAACAAUGCACUUUGAAAGAGAAGAAAUGAGUAAAGGGGGAUGAAUUUGUUUGAGGGCUUUACGUUGAUGACUGUGGGGUAUACUGUAUAGCGCUACUUAGAGGAGAAAGACAAUCUAUACGACAAUGUGGGCCCGCCCGUUCUCCCUCUUCACUUGGUCUUUCUGAUGCUUUGAGCUUAGCAAUUCUCUUUUGUACCACAUUUAUCAGCACUAUUUUUUCCCCAAUUAUCUCACAUGUUUUCCUUUUUGUUUCCCCCCUUUAAUGUUUUAUUCCAAUUACCCUUUGUUUUGUUAGUCCACUUUUAGCUAUGUGAACAAUAUGAUAAAGAAGGCACCAAUGUCUGCCUUGCAUAGUGUUUUUUUUUCCCCCCCGGUUCUGUGGUGGUGGGUGUGGGUUGUAAUAGAGAUGGUCAAGCGAGUUGGGUUAGAGGGCAAAGUUUUCCAUAUGUACUAGUAGUGAAACUCAUUAUAGAGUAGUGUAAAUUAGAUUUUGAACACUUUAUGAUUGAAGGGUCCUCAAAUGUUCCUACAGUAGUUUCUAAAUUCGUAGUAAAAGUGGCCUUGAUGCUCAA